CCCGCAGCCGCACCCGCGCCCGCCCGCGGCCCGCACCCCGCGCCCGCACCCGCGGCCUGCGCCCGCACCCCCACCCGCGGCCCCGGCGUCUCCCCGCGAAGCCCGCGCCCCAUGUCGGCCGCGCCCGCCUACGGCGAGGACAAGGGCGGCUCCGCCGGCCCCGGGGAGCCCGAGUACGGCCACGACCCGGCGAGCGGCGGCAUCUUCUCGUCCGACUACAAGCGGCACGAUGACCUCAAGGAGAUGCUGGACACCAACAAGGACUCCCUCAAGCUGGAGGCCAUGAAGAGGAUUGUGGCGAUGAUCGCCCGCGGCAAGAAUGCCUCGGACCUGUUCCCCGCCGUGGUAAAGAACGUGGCCUGCAAGAACAUAGAGGUGAAGAAGCUUGUGUACGUGUACUUGGUGCGCUACGCCGAGGAGCAGCAAGACCUGGCCCUGCUGUCCAUCUCCACCUUCCAGCGCGGCCUCAAGGACCCCAACCAGCUGAUUCGUGCCAGUGCCCUCCGCGUCCUCUCCAGCAUCCGUGUGCCCAUCAUUGUGCCCAUCAUGAUGCUGGCCAUCAAGGAGGCUGCCUCGGACAUGUCACCCUAUGUGCGGAAAACAGCUGCCCACGCCAUCCCCAAACUCUACAGUCUGGACUCGGACCAGAAGGAUCAGCUGAUAGAGGUUAUCGAGAAGCUCCUGGCGGACAAGACCACGCUGGUGGCGGGCAGCGUGGUGAUGGCCUUCGAGGAGGUCUGCCCGGAGCGCAUCGACCUGAUCCACAAGAACUACCGCAAGCUCUGCAACCUGCUCAUCGACGUGGAGGAGUGGGGGCAGGUGGUCAUCAUCAGCAUGCUCACGCGCUACGCCCGCACGCAGUUCCUCAGCCCCACCCAGAACGAGUCCCUGCUGGAGGAGAACCCCGAGAAGGCCUUCUACGGCUCGGAGGAGGACGAGGCCAAGGGCCCCGGGUCGGAGGCGGCGGCCAUCCCGGCGCUGCCCGCACGGAAGCCUUACAUCAUGGACCCGGACCACCGGCUGCUGCUGCGCAACACCAAGCCCCUGCUGCAGAGCCGCAGCGCGGCCGUGGUCAUGGCGGUGGCGCAGCUCUACUUCCACCUGGCGCCCAAGGCCGAGGUGGGCGUCAUCGCCAAGGCGCUCGUGCGCUUGCUGCGCAGCCACAGCGAGGUGCAGUAUGUGGUGCUCCAGAACGUGGCCACCAUGUCCAUCAAGCGCCGGGGCAUGUUCGAGCCUUACUUGAAGAGCUUCUACAUCAGGUCCACCGACCCCACCCAGAUCAAGAUCCUCAAGCUGGAAGUGCUGACCAACCUGGCCAACGAAACCAACAUCCCCACUGUCCUGCGGGAGUUCCAGACCUACAUCCGCAGUGUGGACAAGGACUUUGUGGCGGCCACGAUCCAGGCCAUUGGCCGCUGCGCGACGAACAUCGGCCGGGUCCGUGACACCUGCCUCAACGGCCUGGUGCAGCUGCUGUCCAACCGUGAUGAGCUCGUGGUGGCUGAGUCCGUGGUGGUCAUUAAGAAGCUGCUGCAGAUGCAGCCGGCCCAGCAUGGUGAGAUCAUUAAGCACCUGGCCAAGCUCACGGACAGCAUCCAGGUGCCCAUGGCCCGCGCCAGCAUCCUCUGGCUAAUCGGGGAGUACUGCGAGCACGUGCCCAAGAUGGCGCCCGACGUCCUGCGAAAGAUGGCCAAGUCCUUCACGGCGGAGGAGGACAUCGUCAAGCUGCAGGUCAUCAACCUGGCGGCCAAGCUCUACCUGACCAACUCUAAGCAGACCAAGCUGCUGACCCAGUACGUGCUGAGUCUGGCCAAGUACGACCAGAACUACGACAUCCGCGACCGAGCUCGCUUCACCCGCCAGCUGAUCGUGCCCUCGGAGCAGGGGGGCACCCUCAGCCGCCACGCCAAGAAGCUCUUCCUGGCUCCCAAACCAGCCCCCGUCCUGGAGUCCUCCUUCAAAGAUCGGGACCACUUCCAGCUGGGUUCACUGUCCCACCUGCUCAACGCCAAGGCCACGGGCUACCAGGAGCUCCCGGACUGGCCAGAGGAGGCCCCAGACCCAUCUGUGCGCAAUGUGGAGGUGCCCGAAUGGACCAAGUGCUCCAGUCGGGAGAAGAGGAAGGAGAAGGAGAAACCCUUCUACUCAGACUCUGAGGGCGAGUCAGGCCCCACCGAGUCUGCAGACAGCGACCCCGAGUCUGAGAGCGAGUCGGACAGUAAGAGUAGCAGUGACAGCGGCUCUGGGGAGGCCAGCAGCGAGUCAGAUAAUGAAGACCAGGAUGAGGACGAGGAGAAAGGGAGGAGCAGUGAGAGUGAGCAGAGCGACGAGGAAGGUGAGAAGAAGAAGGCGAAGAAGAGGAAGAAGGUGCCAGAGGGGCGGGGCGGCGGCUCGUCCUCGGACGAGGGCAGUGACUCCAGCAGCAGCUCCUCAGAGUCUGAGACGACCUCGCAGUCCGAGGAGGAGCGGGCGGAACCUGCCUCCUGGAGGAAGAAAACGCCGCCCAGUAGCAAAGGCGCCCCCGCUGCCAAGGAGGUCUCCUUGCUGGACCUGGAGGACUUCACCCCGCCCAGCGUCCAGCCUGUGUCGCCCCCUGCAGUUGUGUCCACCAGUCUGGCUGCCGAUCUGGAGGGCCUGACGCUCACAGACUCCCCCUUGGUGCCCUCGCCGCUGAGUCCAGCCUCGGGAGUUGGGAGGCAGGAGCUGCUGCACCGCGUGGCUGGUGAGGGGCUGGCCGUGGACUACACCUUCAGCCGCCAGCCGUUCCCCGGGGACCCGCACAUGGUGUCUGUGCUCCUCCACUUCUCCAACAGCUCGGAUAACCCCGUCAAGGGCCUGCACUUGGGCACCCCCAAGCUGCCUGCUGGCAUCAGCAUCCAGGAAUUUCCUGAAAUCGAGUCCCUGGCACCUGGAGAAUCUGCCACUGCUGUGAUGGGCAUUAAUUUCUGUGACUCCACCCAGGCGGCCAACUUCCAGCUGUGCACCCAGACCCGACAGUUCUACGUCUCCAUUCAGCCGCCCGUCGGGGAGCUCAUGGCCCCCGUGUUCCUGAGUGAGAACGAGUUCAAGAAGGAGCAGGGCAAGCUGACCGGCAUGAACGAGAUCACGGAGAAGCUCACGCUGCCGGACGCCUGCCGGGGCGACCACGCCGUGGUGCUGAAAGUGACCGCCACCGCCAACCUGGGCCGUGUCCCCAGCGGGGCGGCCGAUGAGUACAGGUUUGCAGGGAGGACACUGACCAGUGGCAGCCUGGUGCUGCUGACCCUCGAUGCACGGCCCGCCGGUGCGGCCCAGCUGACUGUCAACAGCGAGAAGAUGGUGAUCGGCACCAUGUUGGUGAAGGACGUGGUACAGGCGCUGACCCAGUGAGGCCCAGCACGCGCCCUGUGUGCCCCGGCCCUCCCCAGGACAUCGGGCUGUUAGCCUGAGUCCCUCCCUGUCAUCAGACUCCUCUGCACAUGGCAUCCCUCAUCCCCGCCCCCCGCCCCCUCAUUUCCUAGAGAGGGAGGCGACCACUGCUCCCUCCCGCCCCGAUGGCUCCGUGUAGCUGGUGAUGGAGCAAAACCUCAAUAAAAGGCCUUCUCCCCGAUUCUGGCGCACCUGUCCUCCCUCCGGUUCUGUCGGGAGUGGGCUGGGGGA
This is a messenger RNA of Talpa occidentalis (Iberian mole), 3639 nucleotides long. RefSeq names its product adaptor related protein complex 3 subunit beta 2 (gene AP3B2). Lineage: Eukaryota; Metazoa; Chordata; Mammalia; Eulipotyphla; Talpidae. Gene Ontology annotation, biological process: anterograde synaptic vesicle transport; vesicle-mediated transport; intracellular protein transport. The record is from RefSeq and is a predicted model, not a curated record. Gene Ontology annotation, cellular component: AP-3 adaptor complex; membrane coat. The transcript has 26 exons. The coding region runs from base 112 to 3369 and encodes 1085 amino acids.